GUGGACGCGCUUAACCCCUUCCCCGCCGCCCCGGGGUCCCUCUGCGGGGACCCCGCGCCAGGGAGGGGCGAGGCGGGGGGAGCCGGGCCGAGGGAGGCCGCCGCGAGCCGGAGGGGGCCGGGAAGGGGCGAGGGAGGCAGGCCGGAGGAACAAAGGAAAGCGGGCUGCGGGGGGGGGGGGGGGACGCGCCCCCAGCCCGUCCGUACAGCGCUGCUGGAGGACCGGGCCGGCUCCCGCGUGGGGGGGAGUGGGGCGCAGGCCGAGGGAGGGGGGGGGAGGGAGACAGAGACAGACAGAUACGGAGAGAGGGAGGAGGAGCAGCCCAGCCCAGCCCAGGCCCCCUCGGGCGGCUCUGAUUCAUCCCUACACCCCGCUGCCUCCUGUGCCCUUGGGCGCUGCCCCCUGGGUAUGACGGGUCCAGGGGCGCUUCGGUGCUGCCUGCCUGCCUGGCUGCUGUCCCAGCCCUCAGGGACCCAGGGGAGACCUUGGGGCCAGGUGCGCCCCAAAGCUGGGGAGGGGAGUCUGCCGUUUAGCCCCCACCCCCUUACUGCGGGACUAAAGACACUGGUUCCUGCUCUGCCUGUCUGGGCGGGCGGCGACCCCGGGACCCCCUCUCCCCCGGCCACGGGGACAGGAACCCACACUAGGAUAGAAAGAAGCAAAACUCAAAGCAGAAGUAGGUCACCAGCAGGUGACCUUGGGGGACUUGGUUUGUCUGAGGGGGGUCUCUGUCUGAAAUCCAGGGGUCCAGAGGGAGACAGCCAUGGGCGCGCAGGGACAUGGGGACACAAAGGCAGAGACUGGGACACAAGGACACAGGGACAUGGGGACACAGGGACACGGGCACACAAAGGCAGAUACUGGGACACGGGGACAUAGGGACACGGGGACACAGGGACACGGGCACACAAAGGCAGAGACUGGGACAUGGGGACAUAGGGACACGGGGACACAGGGACAUAGGUGCAUAGGGACCUGGGGACCCAGGGGCACAGAGAUGCAGGGCCGUGGGCCAUGGGGACACAGGGAUACGGGGGCCCGGGGACAUGGCCGCUGAGGGAGGGGUGGCCGAGGUCCCUCUCACCCCGGGGCCGCCUGGACAGAGUCCCGGGGUGUGGGGGCUGCUCAGGGCCUGGAGGCUCCCGCACCCCCUCGCUGCUGGCUGGAGCUGAGUGCGGGCCGGGGGAUGGGCGGCCAAGGGCGCGGGGCGGCCCGGCCCGGGGCAGGCACGGCGCCAAGGGUCCCGGGCACAGUCUGGCACCGCCAGAACGUCAAGUUAGCCUGGAGGCCAGCGACAGUCCAGCGGGCAGGCGCUUGCCUUGAAUGCAGCCGACCCCAGCUUGAUUCCCCGCACCACAGAGAGGCCCCGAGUCCACCAGGAGUGAUCCCUGAGCACCACCGGUGUCUCUCUACAGAGACCCAGCCCGAGCCCCCACACUGGUGGGCUGCACAGCACCUGCCUUUCUGGGGGUCACACCUGCUGCGGAGUGCGGGUGUCACGUCCCGUGGUGCCAGCAGCGCUCGAGGGACCGAACCUGCCGUCCAAGCCCCGUGCUCCAGCCGCUCUCGCCACCCCCCUGGUUCCCAAAUGCCGCCUUUUAAAGAAGGAAGCCAGUGGGGCACAGCAGGGAGGGCGCUUGCCUGGCACGAGGCUGAUCGGGUUCAACGCCGGCAUCCCAUGAGCACCACCAGGAGUGGUUCCUGAACUCAGAGCCAGGAGUAACCCCCGAGCAUCAGUCACCAGGUGUGCCCCCCGACAAAUAAAUAAUAAACUGAGUCACAACAUAGAGAAAAUCAAGACUGCAGACAUCUGCGCAUUCAAGGUGAAUUCCGCUCGGUUGUCAAACUCACAGAGGAGGGUGAAGGCCCAGCCUUGCCUGCUGCGUCCCAGACGGCCCCUGGGAACACAGGCCCCUGGAGUGAUCCCUGAGCACUGCCGGGUGAGGCCGUCCAGGAGGAAGUAAAAUACACCUCAAGGUAAGGCGCCUGCCUCGAUGGCUCGGUGGUGGCCAAUCCUGUCCGUCCCUGGCACUGCACGUGGAGCCCUGCCAGUCCCGAGCACAGAGCCUGAGCACCUGUGGGUGUGGCCCUGUCUCCCCCCCAGAAAAAUGAAGCACACCCCCAAGCCCAGGGAACACAGGUUCUAGGAAACACCAGGGAAGACCCCCGAGACUCCUGCUCCUCGUGCCGGCCCCCCCGGCAUGUGUCUCUAGGAACUGGCUGGUCGCUGGCUGCGGGCAGUGGGUGCUCAGGGCCUCUGGGCGGCAGCCAGGGGUCUGGAGAACCCGAGGGUCUAAGCUGGCAUCAGAGGGAGGAGCCAGGAUCUGAGCAACACGCAGGGCGCUGGCUCGGGCCAGCAGAGCCGUGGGUGGGGCGGGGGCGGGGGGCAGCAGCUCAGCCCAGGGUUUCCCGCCUGCGGGGGCCGUGCCCUCGGGGCCUGGGUCUGCUUGGCCGACCACUGCUGGGUCCCCCACCCCUAGUGAAGGGGGCUACCGCCCAGCUUUAUCAAGCAGCCCUCUGCAGCCCCUCAGCCUGCGCCCACCUGUGUCCCGGCUUCCAGACCAGAGAGGGGGACCCAGGCUGUGCAUCUCACACCCCCUCCGGCCCACUGGCCCCGCUGCUGGGUGACGGACACGAGCUUGGUCAGCUUCUGGACACGUUGCCUCAGGGCCCUGCUGCCCCUUAGGGUCCGGGCGUGCCUGGUGCCAUGCCUGGCUUAGGAGGGAACUUUUAUUCCCUUGUGUGUGUGUGUUUGUGUGUGCAUGUGUGUCUGUGUGCGCGCGCGCAUGCACACCCGCUUUGGGGCCACACCUGGUGGUGCUCAGGGCUUAUUCCGGGCUCUGUGCUUAGGGAUUGUGCCUGAUGGUGUUUGGGAGUAUAGAGGGUGCUGGGAAUCGAACCUGGUCAGCUGUGUGCAAGGCAAGUGUCUCCGCCAGCCCAGGUCUCUGGUCCCCCCACAUCCAUCCUCCCAGCCCCCACCCACUCCAGCGUCACAGACGACCACAGCUGCAGACACUGGGAAGGUGUCCAGGCCUGAGUCCAGCAGCCCGGGGGUCCAUCAGCUUGGCCACCAGUGGCCACUACCUUGGUUUUUUUUUUUUUUUGCUUUUUGGGUCACACCCGGCGAUGCUCAGGGGUUACUCCUGGCUUUGCACUCAGGAAUUACUCCUGGCGGUGCUUGGGGGACCAUAUGGGAUGCCGGGGAUCGAACCCGGGUCGGCCGCAUGCAAGGCAAAUGCCCUACCCACUGUGCUAUCGCUCCUGGCCACGACCUUGGACCUGUUCCUUGCCCUGCCCGAGCCCUGUGGCGGAGUCCCGGAGCCCUGCGGCCCUCGGGCGGAGGAGGUGGGUGGCAGCAGGGUCACGUGUGUGCAGGUGCAGUUACCUGUGAUGCUGUGGGCCCGAGGGGCGUCUGGGUUCAGCCCAACCCAGUGCUCCCCAGGGCCAGGAGCCUACGGUGGGAAGGGGGCGGGGUGCAGGUAGGGAAGUCCUGAGCUGGCGGGGAGCCCAUGCUCGCACCCGGGGCACCCCCUCGCGUCUCAGCCAGGCCCCGGGAGGGGGGGCGGGGACCCCGGACAGGGCUGCGGAGCCUGGUGGCUCCCCGGGACGGAGCCGCUAAGGGAAUGGCCGGGUUCCGGGGACAAUUCGCCCCCGAGCCGGGCUCAGCUGCCCUCCCUGGCGUGGCUCUGCUCCCCCCACCCAGCUGCCCACCCUGCUCCGUCCUCACGGGCCCCCACAGGGGUCCUGGCUGCUGCCACCCUCACACGAGGCUUGGGCUCGACUCGGCCGACAGCGUCCCCAGGAGAAAGGCGGCUUGGGAGGAGGCAGCUCUCCGGCUUGUGGUUUGGCGUCUGGGCCGCACUCGGCAGUUGCUCAGGGCGGCUCCUGGCGGGAUCCGGGGACCCGGCGGGCCGGCCUCGUGCAGACAGCACCUGCUGUCCGGUCCUUCCUGCUCUGACUGUUUUCUUUUUCUUUGGCCACACCCAGCAGUGCUCAGGAGCCCACAUCAGGCAGUGCUCAGGAGCCCACAGCAGGCAGUGCUCAGGAGCCCACGGCAGGCAGUGCUCAGGAGCCCACAGCAGGCAGUGCUCAGGAGCCCACGGCAGGCAGUGCUCACUCUCGACUGUUCAAGGGACCACCGCAGGGCUGGGACUCGAACCAGGACUGGCAGUGUGCAAGGCGCGGAAGGCCCCGUGCCGAGCCUCGGCGCUACCUCUGGCCCAGGAAAGAAAAAGGGAGCCCUGGGCCCUUGGCCGGGCUGGUGCCGAGGGUGGCGACACGGGCAGGCCGAGAGACACAGCAGCUCCGGAGCCUCCCGCCCCCACCCGGCGGGGCCCGUUCCCGGGCGGCCUGUCCUCUUGCCGCCCGCCUUGGAGGGGGCCGGGUGCGGGCCCGCCUGCCUGCCAGCCGCAGUCUCCUCUGCAGAGUGGGUCCACGGCCCUCAGUGCUCCCACGCCCCGAGCGGGAAGGACAGGCCGGGGUGGCCGUUCUCUGCGCCUCCGGGGACCCCACUGGUCUCCUCAGCCCAGACGUGGGGGGGCGCUGCCACCUGGACUCGAGAACAGACCCCUGUGCGGAGUCCUGCUCCGGGGCUUGGGUUCGAGCCAGAGAGCGUUCCUGCACUCGCAGCCUCCGUCUGUUGCAGCUGUGUGUGGUUCCUGGACCCAGGAAGCGUGGCCCCGGCUCCCCACCCAGCCGGCAGUGAAUGUUCUGGAAAGGCGAGGCCCGGGGCUCAGCCUCUGACGGACCGGCCUCGAGGAGCGGGGCCUGAACCCGCCGAUUCAGGCCGGGAACUGAGGCUCAGGCCGCUCCUCCCCCGCAGAAUAGCCAGCAUUUGGGGCGGGGCCACCUGAGGGUUCGGAUGGGCCUCCAAACUCACACCUGCCUCUUCCAGGCCUGUUUGGGGCCGCACCCAGCAGAGCUCAGGGCUGACUCCUGGCUCUGUGCUCAGGGAUCACUGGAGCUCUUCUCCGAAGCGCCGCAGCCUAUAGGACAAUUCCGCGAGCCUGGUUUGAUCUGGAUCUUCAGCACCGUGGGAAGGGCAGGGCCGGUUACUCCGAC
Messenger RNA from Sorex araneus (European shrew), 5061 nucleotides. RefSeq names its product rho GTPase-activating protein 17-like. Bases 3510 to 4853 code for a protein of 447 amino acids. The transcript is spliced from 3 exons. The record is from RefSeq and is a predicted model, not a curated record. NCBI's taxonomy places the organism in Eukaryota, Metazoa, Chordata, Mammalia, Eulipotyphla, Soricidae.